AUCAUAUACGUUACAAGGUGAAUUGGUCAGUACACCAAACAUACGAUUCCCUGAUACGGGAGAUAAUCGAAGGUAUACAGAGGAAAGAAAUGAGCGCAGCUCUCAGGAAAUGUAUUCGGAACUAAAAGGUAGAUCAUCGUAUGGAAUGUCGUUAAAUAGGCACGCCUUUUCUUCUGAUGAGGAAUAUAAUGAAAAUGGGGAAUUUAACAAGAAACAAGCGCAUGCGAAAACGUACAACGCCUCAUCGCGAGAAGGCGAUCAAGAAAGUUCGGGGAAUUGGCAAAGCAGAGCCUAUGUAGAAAACUUCGAUGGAGAUGAUGAAAUCGAAGACGAGUUUCCUGAAGAUGUUUCGUCUCAAAAACGAGAUCACAAAAUAGCAUGCGAAACAUUUGUGUACUUCAGUAAGAGCAGUGACAUUUAUAGUCAAUGGUAUGCAUCUAAAUUUACAAUUGAUGAUCAGGAAUUCAACUGCGGUCAGCAGUUUAUGACGUACAGGAAAGCAGUUCUCUUCGAAGAUUUAGAAAUUGCGGGCGAGGUACUAAAAUGUACAGAUCCAGGAAGGAUCAGAGAGAUUGGAAAGAAAGUAAAAGGAUUUGACCUAAACACAUGGAAGCAAAAUUGUAUACAAAUUGCUAAAGAAGGAAACAGAGCAAAGUUUUCCCAAAAUAAGAAAAUACUGGAAGAGCUAAUCGCCACACAUCCCAAAAUUUUGGUUGAAGCGAGCCCUUCUAACAAAACAUGGGGUAUAGGACUGAAAGAAACCUCGCCUCGUGCAUGGGACGAAUCUACCUGGAAGGGAAAAAACUACUUAGGAUAUGUUUUGACGGAGGUCAGAGAUGACAUUUUGGUUGAACGUGGCACAAUUGACGGAAGAGGUAGAAAAAUGUAUACUGAUAAGCUGUCGAAAGAUGCUGCCAAUCCAAAUACGAGAGAGAGAAGGGGCACAAGAGGUCAUAAAUACGACAGUAACAAACAUGAAAACUACUUAUAUUUUGAGAGUGGAAUUUACUCUAUGAGCCGUAGGUCCGACUUCUGGUCUGAUGGUCAAAUAUUUCGGAGUGUGCAACAGUAUCUGAUGUUCAAGAAAGCAGAAUUGUUCAAAGACUUUGAGAAAGCGGAGGAGAUUUUAACAAGUGUAGAUCCUAAGUUUUUACAACAAAAGGGAAGAGAAGUAAAAGGAUUCAAAGAGGACGUAUGGAAAAGUCACCGCCUCCAGAUUGCAAAAGAUGGAAAUAUGGCUAAGUUUUCACAGAAUGAAGACUUGCGAAGCCAGAUUAUCUUAACACAUCCAAAGAAGUUUGUGAUGGCAAGUCCCAUCGGUAAGAUAUGGGGAAUAGGGCUUGCGGAGCAAGACCCAAAGUCUAGAGACAAAAAUGUAUGGAACGGAAAAAAUGACUUAGGAAAUGUUUUGACAGAAGUGCGAAAUACACUUAGUAGUGAAUAUGCCCAGGCAGACCAGAGAGAAAGACGGACAAACGAAGGGGAUACAUCAGACUAAACCAGUUCCUUUUUUGGAAGAAUUUUGUACAUACUGUAACCAUAUAUGACGCCUCGGAUAGUGCUUUACACAUGUCAUUAAUAGUAAGGGUGAAUGAUCACCGGAUGUGGCUGUGUAAUGUUUGAAUAUUUCUAGGAUGAUAUAAGUCAGUACCACUGUAAAAAUUAUUAAAUCAAAACGGAUGAC
Mercenaria mercenaria is the source of this 1684-nucleotide messenger RNA. RefSeq lists its product as uncharacterized. The transcript has 7 exons. NCBI's taxonomy places the organism in Eukaryota, Metazoa, Mollusca, Bivalvia, Venerida, Veneridae. The coding region runs from base 110 to 1498 and encodes 462 amino acids. The record is from RefSeq and is a predicted model, not a curated record.